Messenger RNA from Arachis duranensis, 1050 nucleotides. Its product is annotated as PLASMODESMATA CALLOSE-BINDING PROTEIN 5. The coding region runs from base 291 to 866 and encodes 191 amino acids. The record is from RefSeq and is a predicted model, not a curated record. NCBI's taxonomy places the organism in Eukaryota, Viridiplantae, Streptophyta, Magnoliopsida, Fabales, Fabaceae. The transcript has 3 exons.
UAUUAGCAGAAAAGAGAGUGCAAAAAAGACAACCAUUCAGUGGUUCCGGUCACGGUUACAAAAAGCACCCGUCACACUCUCAACUUGUCUUCAAACACAGUCACCAACAACAGCACCAAUAAUCACUUCUAUUUCUUUCUCUCUGUCUCCUCGAUUUCCCUCCAGAACACCGCAAUAACGGUCAUAUUUCCCGAUAAAAAAGGAAAACUACCUCAAACCAGCAGUACCAACCUCAAAACCGAUUUCACAUCUUUCUUCUUCGCCAUCUGAUCUCAAACCACGUGUAAAACAUGCACAGACCAAAAAGCUUCUUCGUCUUUUCGCCCUACUUUCACCGACUCAUUCUCCUCCUCUUCCUUCUCACACUCACCCCGUCUUGUGGCGCUUCUGGCGGCGGCGGGGGCAUUCCGCCGCAGGAGCUCUGGUGCGUGGCGAAAAACAACGCGGAGGACUCGGAUCUGACGACGGCGCUGAAUUGGGCCUGUGGGCCUGGUGGGGCCGACUGCAGCCCAAUCCAAAAUGGAGGACCAUGCUACGACCCAAGCAAUACUCCGCUUAUGGCUUCCUAUGCUUUCAACGAUUACUUCCUGAAGCAUGGCUUGACCGAUGAUAGCUGCAGUUUCAGUAACACCGCUGCUGUUACUUCUUUGAACCCUAGUAAUGAUAAAUGCAAGUUUCCUUCCAGUUUGAGUGUGAGCAAUGGAGGUGUUACCGGAACAAUGUCGUCGACGUCAUCGUCGUCAUCAUCAUCAGUGGGAUUGGAACCCAGUGAGGAUAUGAGUGGAGGCAGCAAAGUUUCUUUGAGGUGGUGGUUUUGGCUUUUGAGUAUAUCACAUUUGCUGCUCAUGGUUUCAGUUUUUGGAUAGUAAGAAGUAAAACUAUUUUUAGUAGCCCCUUGAAUUGGGAAAGGAAUAUGGCAAAACAUAAAGAUGUUUCCCCUUCCUUGUUCACUUUCACAUAGCUUAGGCAAUUUCUAAGAAUAUUAACUAAUAUGCGUUUACUAUGACAGAUUAAGGUUAAUGAAAUAUAUAUUUUUGUUCCUGCCUAUCA